AUGCCAAGGUUCUCUAACAUGGCUAAAUAUACGCCCAAGAACAUCCUCAUCACUGGUGCUGCUGGAUUCAUUGCCUCUCAUGUUGCUAACAGGCUUGUCCGUAAUUACCCUGAGUACAACAUUGUUGUGCUUGACAAGCUUGAUUACUGCUCAAAUCUUAAGAAUCUACUUCCUUCCCAAACAUCACCCAACUUCAAAUUUGUCAAGGGGGACAUUGGAAGUGCUGAUCUCGUCAAUUUUCUCCUUGUCACUGAAUGCAUUGACACGAUUAUGCACUUUGCGGCCCAAACCCAUGUUGAUAAUUCAUUUGGUAACAGCUUUGAGUUCACCAAAAACAACAUUUAUGGUACCCAUGUCCUUUUAGAAGCUUGCAAAGUCACUGGCCAAGUCAAAAGGUUCAUCCAUGUAAGCACCGACGAGGUCUAUGGAGAAACUGAGGAGGAUGCUGUUAGGUACUUCCUCGACGAUGAGAAGUUGAAGAUCUUGGGAUGGUCAGAGAGGACUUCAUGGGAAGAAGGCUUGAAGAAAACAAUUGAAUGGUAUACUAAUAACCAUGAUUGGUGGGGCAAUGUGUCUGGAGCAUUGAUUCCCCAUCCUAGGAUGCUUAUGAUGCCUGGUGGAAUAGUUGAUGGGGCUGAGAACUACAAAGAUGAAUACUCUCAGUUCUCAAACACCUCUAAUCAAAGCCAAAUGGUGGUGGUACCAACUUCAAAGAACUCAAAUACUUCUGAAAAAUUACCUUUUAAAUUCUUGAUUUAUGGUAGAACAGGGUGGAUUGGUGGUCUACUGGGGAAACUAUGCCAGAAACAAGGAAUUCCUUAUGAGUAUGGAUGGGGGCGUCUUGAGGAGAGGUCACAGCUCUUGGCAGAUAUCCAAAAUGCUAAGCCCACUCAUGUUUUUAAUGCUGCCGGUGUUACUGGAAGACCAAAUGUUGAUUGGUGUGAAACACAUAAGAUAGAAACCAUUCGUGCCAAUGUUUCUGGUACACUAAACUUGGCUGAUAUUUGCAGAGAAAAUGGGCUUCUGAUGGUGAAUUUUGCUACUGGAUGUAUAUUUGAAUAUGAUGCAGCUCAUCCACAAGGUUCUGGCAUAGGGUUUAAAGAAGAGGAUAAACCCAAUUUCACUGGCUCUUUCUAUUCAAAGACCAAGGCCAUGAAACCUCAAAUUUCUGUACAUGACAUGGUGAUGGGAAUCUCUAUGGUUGAGGAGCUCUUGAGAGAAUUCAACAAUGUCUGCAACCUCAGAGUCAGAAUGCCUAUAUCUUCAGACCUUAGCAACCCGCGCAACUUCAUCACUAAAAUUACUCGUUACAACAAAGUUCUGAAGAAGGAAUUCCCUGAUUUGCUUCCCAUAAAGGAGUCCUUGAUCAAGUAUGUGUUCGAACCCAACAAGAAAAUCUGA
Thlaspi arvense is the source of this 1401-nucleotide messenger RNA. The record is from the annotation of a GenBank genome assembly. Lineage: Eukaryota; Viridiplantae; Streptophyta; Magnoliopsida; Brassicales; Brassicaceae.